Messenger RNA from Chaetura pelagica (chimney swift), 939 nucleotides. RefSeq names its product solute carrier family 39 (zinc transporter), member 3 (gene SLC39A3). The transcript has 2 exons. Gene Ontology annotation, molecular function: zinc ion transmembrane transporter activity. The coding region runs from base 4 to 939 and encodes 311 amino acids. Lineage: Eukaryota; Metazoa; Chordata; Aves; Apodiformes; Apodidae. Gene Ontology annotation, biological process: zinc ion transmembrane transport. Gene Ontology annotation, cellular component: plasma membrane. The record is from RefSeq and is a predicted model, not a curated record.
AGGAUGAAGCUGGUGGUGGCCAAGGUGCUGUGUCUGCUGGGCAUCUGUGUCCUGAUGCUGGCCGGGUCCCUGCUGCCCGUCAGGGUCAUCAGUGCUGACCACGAGAAGGCCCGUUGCUCCAGGAAGGUUCUUUCCCUCUGCAAUUCCUUUGGAGGAGGAGUCUUCCUGGCCACCUGCUUCAACGCCCUGCUGCCAGCCCUCAGGGAGAAGCUUGAUGAAGUCCUGCGGCAGGGGAACGUGACCACAGACUACCCGGUGGCCGAGACCAUCAUGCUGGUUGGCUUCUUUGUCACAGUCUUCGUGGAGCAGCUUGUCCUGACCUUCCAGAAGGAAAAACCUUCUUUCAUUGACCUGGAGACCUUCAACGCUGGUUCGGAUGCCGGGAGCGACUCGGAGUACGAGAGCCCCUUCAUCGCCGCCCCGCGCCCGCCCUGCGGGGACCACGGCCCCCAUUCCCACGGGCUCAGCAUCCAGGAGCUCUCCCGCUCCGGGCCCCUGCGCCUGCUGGGACUGACGUUUGCCCUGUGUGCACAUUCCAUCCUGGAGGGCCUGGCCCUGGGCCUGCAGGAGGAGGGAAGCAAGGUCAUCAACCUGUUCCUGGGAGUGGCCGUUCACGAGACGCUGGUGGCCGUGGCCCUGGGUGUCAGCAUGGCCAAGGCCUCGCUGCCCAUGAGGGAUGCCCUGAAGCUGGCUGUGACAGUCAGCCUGAUGAUCCCUCUGGGAAUCUCCAUCGGGAUGGGGAUUGAGAGCACCCAAAGUGCAGCCAGCAGCAUCAUCUCCCUCCUCCUGCAAGGCAUCGCGGGCGGCACCUUCUUGUUCGUCACCUUCUUCGAGAUCCUUGCCAAAGAGCUGGAAGAGAAGAACAAUCGUCUCCUGAAGGUUCUGUUCCUGGUGCUGGGAUACACGGCACUGGCCGGGCUGGUCUUCAUCAAGUGGUGA